CCUAUCUCUAUCCCUUUCUCUCAGUACUCACUACUCUCCGAUCACUGUUAGGGCAAAAAAACCCUUAAACCCAUAAAAUUCACCGUUUUAACAGUUUCUUCUUGGUGGUUUUUUAGCUUAGUUCAGAGACCAGAGAAAGCAAAGAUGGCAGAGAUUAAUACUACAGGCACAGAAGUCCCUCCGAACGUGACCAUAUACAUUAACAACCUCAACGAGAAAAUCAAGCUCGAAGAGUUGAAGAAGUCUCUGCACGCGGUGUUCUCGCAAUUCGGGAAGAUAUUGGAGGUGCUGGCCUUCAAGACUCUGAAGCACAAAGGCCAAGCUUGGGUUGUGUUCGAUGAAGUUUCCUCUGCCACCAAUGCGCUUCGCCAAAUGCAGGGCUUCCCAUUCUACGACAAGCCCAUGAGAAUACAAUAUGCAAAGACAAAAUCAGAUGUGAUAGCCAAGGCUGAUGGUACUUUUGUUCCACGUGAAAGACGUAAGAGGCAUGAAGAAAAGGGAAAGAAGAAAAAAGAACAACAUGAUGCUCAAGCUGGAUUGGGUCUGAAUCCUGCAUAUGCUGGAGCUUAUGGAUCUGCACCUCCACUAUCUCAAAUACCCUAUCCGGGUGGUGUAAAGUCUUUGGUACCAGAGGCACCUGCUCCACCAAACAACAUACUGUUCGUGCAGAAUCUUCCCCAUGAGACAACUCCUAUGAUGCUGCAAAUGCUCUUCCACCAAUAUCAUGGUUUUAAGGAAGUUAGAAUGGUGGAAACAAAGCCAGGAAUUGCCUUUGUGGAGUAUACAGAUGAGAUGCAAUCAACAGCUGCGAUGCAGGCACUCCAAGGUUUCAAGAUAACCCAACAGAAUCCAAUGUUGAUCACAUAUGCAAAGAAAUAGACAAAUUAGGUUUUACCUUUUCUAUCCACAAGGGGGAAGGCUGAAAUGCAUCUUCAACUAGGAUAUUACCUACUGAAUUAGAUGUGAUAUCUACUCAUUUGCUAGUUAUCUUUGUUACAUUCUCAUUUUUCAAAAGUAGCCUUUAGAAGUGAUCGUGUAUCAUUGUAAUUGUAAUCUUUUCAAUGUUGCUUUACCCUUUUGAAAAAGAAUUAAGAAGCUUAUCUGACUCCUUUUUGAGUUAUCAACCCCCUUUAAGUUUCAUUUC
Molecule: messenger RNA, 1144 nt
Organism: Quercus robur (English oak)
Lineage: Eukaryota; Viridiplantae; Streptophyta; Magnoliopsida; Fagales; Fagaceae
Product: U1 small nuclear ribonucleoprotein A
Exons: 5
Coding region: 145-879 (244 amino acids)
Biological process (GO): mRNA splicing, via spliceosome
Cellular component (GO): U1 snRNP
Molecular function (GO): U1 snRNA binding
Source: RefSeq, a predicted model, not a curated record